Rana temporaria (common frog) is the source of this 1329-nucleotide messenger RNA. RefSeq lists its product as uncharacterized. The record is from RefSeq and is a predicted model, not a curated record. Bases 1 to 1326 code for a protein of 441 amino acids. The transcript has 5 exons. Lineage: Eukaryota; Metazoa; Chordata; Amphibia; Anura; Ranidae. Gene Ontology annotation, biological process: cell surface receptor signaling pathway. Gene Ontology annotation, molecular function: transmembrane signaling receptor activity.
AUGGCGCCCGCAGCCCCUCUUCGCAUCGAGACCCCACAAGCACCCUCUAUUAGACUGACACCUUCAUACACUGUGUAUACUAAAGAAGAAUCUUUUAAUUUGACCUGCUCACCACCAAUUGGUAAACCAGCAAAAGGAAUACAGAUUUACCAGGAAAACAAGAAAAUUCAUGAAGGGGAUCCAUUGCACAGUGAUUAUACAAUAUCUGCAUCCUCUGAAAAUGCUUCUGGGAAAUAUACAUGUAAAUAUUGGGUGGAAAUUAAUGGACGGAACAUCAGCUCAUCAGAGAGUGACUAUGUGACAGUCAUUGUAACAGUUUGCUAUAAAAUUUUGCAAACAGGAACUUUAAUAAAAUUGUAUGUAAUCUUUAACCUUAUUGUAGAGAUCCCACAAGCACCCUCUAUUAGACUGACACCUUCAUACACUGUGUAUACUAAAGAGGAAUCUUUUACUUUGACCUGCUCACCACCAAUUGGUAAAUCAGCAAAAGGAAUACAGAUUUACCAGGAAAAGGAGAAAAUUCAUGAAGGGGAUCCAUUGCACAGUGAUUAUACAAUAUCUGUGUCCUUGGAAAAUGUUUCUGGGAAAUAUACAUGUAAAUAUUGGGUGGAAAUUCAUGGACGGAACAUCAGCUCAUCACAGAGUGACUAUGUGACAGUCAGUGUAACAGAGAUCCCACAGGCACCCUCUAUUAGACUGACACCUUCAUACACUGUGUAUACUAAAGAGGAAUCUUUUACUUUGAGCUGCUCACCACCAAUUGGUAUAUCAGCAAAAAGAAUACAGAUUUACCAGGAAAAGGAGAAAAUUCAUGAAGGGGAUCCAUUGCACAGUGAUUAUACAAUAUCUGCGUCCUUGGAAAAUGCUUCUGGGAAAUAUGCAUGUAAAUAUUGGGUGGAAAUAAAUGGACGGAACAUCAACUCAUCACAGAGUGACUAUGUGACAGUCAUUGUAACAGAUACACCUCUGGCUCCUUCACUUUCUUUAAUUCCGAUGCAUCCAGUUUACAUCAGAGGAGAAUUUAUCAAACUCACUUGUACUACACCUUUUGGCUCCACAGCUAAUAGGAUUGACUUUUACAAAGACAAACAAAAAAUUGAACCGCAGCAUAAUGGCACAAUGAAUAUAUCUACAGCUGACAUCACUGAUUCUGCUAAAUACUCAUGUCAGUACAAUAAAAACAUUCUCGGAAGAAAUAUUCAUUCAAUUCCUAGUGAUGAAGCCACAAUUAAAGCAGUAGGUAAGGAGCUUAGGUAUAGUAAUGGUGUAUUAAGGAAAUACAACAUGGGGCUUAGUGCUAUGGUUCAGUUUAAGGGGAAUGUAUAAUAG